This is a messenger RNA of Dromiciops gliroides (monito del monte), 1040 nucleotides long. It is a transcript of the gene SMIM29, whose product is annotated as small integral membrane protein 29. The record is from RefSeq and is a predicted model, not a curated record. The transcript is spliced from 5 exons. NCBI's taxonomy places the organism in Eukaryota, Metazoa, Chordata, Mammalia, Microbiotheria, Microbiotheriidae. Bases 289 to 597 code for a protein of 102 amino acids.
GGCCGCUUCCGGGGUGGGGGGAGAAUGGGGGGGGUCCUUGCUUGCAGCCUUGCGGAGGCCGUGUAAGCUGGGGCCGCAGCCGCGGGAGUGUCCUGAGGCCUCGGGGAGGGGAAGGGCAAGGUCAUGGUCAGCCUUCUGGAGGGAUUUCCAGGUUUGAAUCCCAUCGAGUGAAAUGGAGAACUUUUGUGCCCCUGACCCCAGGGACCCGAGUGGAGGUGUCCCUCCCGAAGCGCCCCAUGCUGACGGCUCCUCUCUGCUGUUCCUGCCCCUGCCCUGGCUGCUGAUGUGAUGAGUAACACGACAGCACCCAGUGCCCCAAGGGCUGCCAGUGACUCCCUGGUGGGCUACGUGCUUGGCCCCUUCUUCCUCAUCACCCUAGUAGGGGUGGUGGUGGCUGUGAUGAUGUACAUCCAGAAGAAGAAACGGGUCGACAGGCUCCGGCACCAUCUGCUGCCUAUGUACAGUUAUGACCCAGCUGAAGAAUUGCAUGAAGCUGAGCAGGAGUUGCUAUGUGAGGUGGGGGAUCCCAAGGUGGUCCAUGGUUGGCACAGUAGCUACCAACAUAAACGGAUGCCCCUGCUGGAUGUGAAGACAUAAACAAGGGAAGCAGAACUGCCCCACCCAAGGGGAGACCUUCUCACCUGUUACAAGAGUCCAGAACUGCUCAUUUCUGCUAUCUCCCACUGGAGAGCCUCCCUCUUCAGCCUUGCCCAGCAAUAGGACGCACAAUAGUCCCUUCCUUACUUGACCUGCUGGCUAGGACAGCUGUCCUUUGACAAGAAUCCUCAUCUCUGCCUUGCUUUUCCUGAAGUAUUUUAGCAAACCCUAAAACUGAAGGGGAGGGGUAGGAAUCAGCUGGCCCUGUUGGACUCCUGCCUUCCCCAGAGAUGUCCCAGCAUGCUCAACCUUGCCCUUGCUGCUGUCAGGUGCUGGGUCAUGGCUUCCUAGGGAGGGAUUCAUAGUGGAAUUCUGUCUCUAGGGAUAGCUUUGUUUAUAUUACACAGUAUCUAUUUUGUAAAUAAAAUGUUUUGUGGAUGGGA